Molecule: messenger RNA, 3862 nt
Organism: Toxoplasma gondii ME49
Lineage: Eukaryota; Apicomplexa; Conoidasida; Eucoccidiorida; Sarcocystidae
Product: RIO1 family protein
Exons: 3
Coding region: 327-3374 (1015 amino acids)
Molecular function (GO): ATP binding; protein serine/threonine kinase activity
Source: RefSeq, a predicted model, not a curated record
CGCGGAUCUCCGAGAGAGCAAACUUCCUCUCUUUCCUUCUGUCCUCUUUCCUUCUUUUCUCUUUCUUUCUCUUUUUUUUCGCUUCUUAUCUUCUCCCUUUGCGUCUCGGUUGUGCAGCUGGUGUCUCGCCCAGCUUUUCUCUUUCGUCUUCGCUCCUUUCUUCGAGUCCUACUUCUUCUCUCUUCCAUCCACGGUGCAGGCGUCGUCCCUUCUUUCCACGCUCAUCUUUCUUCUUGCCUCAAAAGUCUCCUCUUCCUCAUCGUCCGGUUCUUCUCUCCUCUCUUUUCUUCUCUCUUCUCUCCUCCCUUUUCUUCUCUCUUCUUACCAUGGCGAAUAGUCCUGGGGGUCGUCCUUCUUCCUCUUCUUCAUCUUCCUCUUCUUCCUCUUCCUCUUCUUCAUCUUCUUCUUCAUCUUCCUCUUCUUCUUCCUCUUCUUCUUCCUCUUCUUCUUCGUUUGCGACUCAGAAGGGAGAUGCAGGGCGACUCUUGCGUUCCUCAGGGGAGCGGCGGAGAGCAGAGCCGCAUGCGUGGGGUCACCAAGUGAGGAACGACUUUCUGAAAGGUCUGCAGAAAGUUCAGGAAAACCGGACGAACCGCGCAAAAGGCCUGACGCGAGACACGAGGGCGACUACGGAGAACGUCCUCGACAACCGUACCUGCAGACUGAUCGAAAAACUCAUGAAGCGCAACGCGCUGACUUCUGUAUGCGGCACAAUCAGCACCGGCAAAGAGGCGAACGUCUACUUCGUCGCUGGACCUGAGGAGCUGAAGGCAGAAACAGGCGCGGCCGAGGAGCGAGACGCAACAGAUGGAAAAGGAAGAGGAAACGAAGGCGGAGGCAGAGACCGCUGCGCAGACGAAGAAAACGCGGUCGGUGAAGCCAAAAGCGAAUCCCGCGAAGGCAGGGGAGAAGGUGACGCUGGAAGUCAAGCGGAGGGAAGGCGCGAAGCAGAGGCAACUCUCAGCUGGAGGCCGUUCGUUCUCAAGGUCUACCGAACCUCGAUUCUGGCUUUCCAAGACAGAAGUCAAUACGUCCAGGGCGACCAUCGAUUCGAACGCGCAUACACACGCUGUCGCAAUCCGCGGAAAAUGGUGGUGAACUGGGUGAUGAAGGAAUUUCGGAACUUGCUCCGACUCCACGCAGCGGGCGUUCCCUGUCCACGCCCGGUUGAUGUCUCGGCGCAUGUCCUUCUGAUGACAUUCGUCGGAUUCGCUGCCGAUGCGGUUCCGGCCGAGGCCGCGCAGGCUGUCUGCAGAGCGCGAGGCACUCCCGAACCGCGACCGCGUUCUGCGACAGAGACGGAGACAGGCGAGAGCACCGCGCCAUUUGCCUCGCAGGCGAAUCUUCCAGACGACGAGGCGCUCGAACUGCGGAGAGAGACUGGCUUCGCCAUCGCAUCCCAAGAAGACGAUGCUGCGCCUCUCCGCUAUGCUGCUGCGCCCCGGUUAAAAGAUCUCCACUCUGCUUUCUGCUGCUCAGCUGCUGCCAGCGCCUCUCUGCAAGCCUGGGAGGCGCUCUACGUCCAAGCUGUGACUCUGCUGCGGUGGCUCUUCCAGGAGUGCCGAGUCGUCCACGGAGAUUUGUCGGAGUACAACUUGCUGUCGCACGCAGCGGGCCUGUUUGUGAUCGAUGUUGGGCAAGCUGUGAACUUCGACCAUCCCCAGGCGCUGGACUUCCUGAAGCGCGACUGUCGAAAUGUGCAUCGCUUCUUCAAGCAGCAGAUCGUCCAGAUUCGCGAGAAGAAGGCGAGGCGAGAGCGCGAGGCGGCUGCGCAAGCAGAGAAACUCGCGGCUCGGGGAACUGCCGGGGAGACGGGGAAAACGCGAGAAGAAGCAGAGGUGCCGACUUGCGAGUGUCUGUACGCGAGAACGGCGAGGGCAAGAAGACCAGAAAACGAGGAGGCGAGGCAGACGAACGCCACCGACGAGUUCGCCGCGCAGCAUGAACGCGUCAGGGAUGGACGCAUCGAGGCGGAAGCGCUCACGUACACCUGGAGAACGCCGAGAGAGCAGAAAAAAGAAGACGGAUCGUUCUCUCCCCACAGCACUCAGAAAGCGCUCUUCCCCCCUCUGCCUUCGCCACCGUACGCAGAUUCUCGCGAAGAAAGCAAAGGCAUUUCCUUGUUUUCUCUGCGUCGCCUCUUCGAGUUCGUCGUCAACCCCAACCUACCUGACCAGCUCGACGAGGUGUACAGACAUCUGACGGCGCGAGACCGCCUGAGAAGAGAAGACAUGAACGACGAAAUGCGAGACGAAAUGCGAGACGAGAUGCGAGAUGAGAUGAGAGACGAAAUCCGAGACAAAACGCAAGGGGAGAGUUGUGAGAACGCCCGCAGGAAAGCGAGCACAGAAGUCCAGAGGGGAGACGCGAUUUCGCGUUCAGCGGCUGACGCGCCUGUGAGCGGCGAAACACAGAACGGCAAGCAGUCGCCUGCACCUCGAGGCGGCGGCAAACUGCAUGCGCCUUCUUCCUCUUACCGGGCCUCUGCAGCUCUGGCGAGAACGACGCAUGCGUCGCAGCAGCGCCAGUUGGUUCUUCUCGCCGAGGCGGUUGGCCGCUUCCUGCAGGCGGAAGAGGAGACGAAGCUCGUCGAGGCAGAGGAGGAAGAGGAAGAGGACGCAGAGAGCGCACAGGAAGAGCAGGGCGAGAGGGGAGACAGCAGCGAGGAGGGGGGGGACGAGGCGCAGUUCGCCGGAUCUGACGAAGACGAGGUUUUCAUGAAAACAUGGAUUCCGAGUCACCUCGCACAGGUGUGUGACCGGCGCCUGCUCGACAGCCUUCUUGCUCAAGCGUCUCGACAGGCCGCGAAGUCGAAGCGGGAGGAAGGCGACGGAGAUUCGGCGCUGAAUAGACUUCUGGAAAUGCACGCGAUGCUACUCGGCACCACGCAGGAACGCGAAGGCGCGGAGAGGACGUCCGCGAACGCCGGUGCAACGGAGGGCACAGCCGCCUGCGAAAAACACCGCGCGAAGAAAUUUGGGAACAGUGCGACCAGGGGAUGUCCGACACACGCAACAGAAGAGAGUGAGGAUAAUGCAUCAGAAGACGAAGAAGAAGAAGACGAAGAAGACGAAGACGAAGAAGAGGAAGAAGAAGAGGAAGAAGAAGAGGAGGAAGGAGAAAGGAAGAGACGACAGGGUAAUGCGUCUCGAAAGGGGAAGGGGAAGAGAGAGACAGAGAGUCCUUCGGAUGCAGACCGUUCGGAGGAAGGCGAGGAGGGGGAGAAGGACGACGUUUUCAGGGGCAUCAUUCCAGAAGGGAUCGACAAAAAAACUUGGAAGAAAAUGGUCAAGGAGCAAAACCGGGAAAGGCGCAAGUACAAGAUCGCCAAACACCUCAAAAAGAAGUACAGGUCCAAGGCAGCAAAUCGAUAAGCGCUUCUCGACAGUGUAUGGACACCUGGACAGGUUCCCGCGCUUUCGCGAGAGUCGAGCGAGUAGUCCUCCGGGGGUUCGGGACUGUCUUUGUGCCAGUCGAGAUUUCAUCUUCUUUGGACGCGUUCAGAAGGCGGAUGGGUGGGCGCUUUGAGGAACGUCUUCCAGGGACUGUUUCUGAGGUGCCACAGAGAAAGACCUUUUUUGUCGCAUGUGAUGAAGAUCUCUUUCCUCCAGAAGACUCGAGAACGACAGGCGCGCAAGUGCGUCCUGUGCAACGCACAUCGCCGCAUGCAGACGGAGGCUCGCGUUUCGUCCAUUCUCGAAAGUGUCUGCCUUUUUCCCGAUGACAUCUCCUGUCGUCUCUCUGAGAACCGCUCUCCUCGGCUGCUCCACGAGCUCUCCCUUUGUCGUUCAGACACACUCGCCGUUCCUGUCUCUUCUACGGCAUCUCUCCCGUCUUCUCAGAAUCCUUUGGUCGUUUCGGC